Messenger RNA from Penicillium chermesinum, 1674 nucleotides. RefSeq names its product rRNA-processing protein PWP1. The transcript is spliced from 2 exons. NCBI's taxonomy places the organism in Eukaryota, Fungi, Ascomycota, Eurotiomycetes, Eurotiales, Aspergillaceae. Bases 1 to 1674 code for a protein of 557 amino acids. Gene Ontology annotation, molecular function: protein binding. Gene Ontology annotation, cellular component: nucleus. The record is from RefSeq and is a predicted model, not a curated record. Gene Ontology annotation, biological process: rRNA processing.
AUGUCUUCGAUGAUCACUACUACGGCCUGGGUGCGGCGCGGUGUCGCGGCCCAGUUUCCUACCAAAUAUGAAAUUGACGAGGCGGAAAUGAACCGGAUAUCGAGGCUUGCUCGCAUGCAGCUUGAAGGUGCUAGGGACGAUCUUAGUGCUGCUAGGGACGAACUUAAUGCUGCUAGGGACGGACUUAAGGCUGUGAGGGACGAGCUUAAUGCUGCUAAGGGUGAUGGAGAUGCUAUGGAGGAGGACCACAAGGAUGAGGCUAUGGAAGAGGAUACUGAGAAAAAGCCGUCGAAAGAGGGCGCCGAACCCAAGACUACAAAGGAAGAGGAUGACAUCCUUAAGGAAUUCGAUAUGGAGCAUUAUGACAGCGAAGAGGUUGAUGAAGACGGCGAGAAGAUCACCAUGUUUGGGAACGUACAGUCACUCGCCUAUCACCAGCCAAACGAGGAGGACCCGUAUCUUGUCGUGCCCGAGGACGAGGACGACGAAGAGCGCGAAGAACUCCAGAUCCUGCCCACCGAUAACUUGCUUUUGGCCGGAAAGGUAGAGGAUGAGGUGGCCCACCUUGAAGUUUACGUUUACGAAGACAAGGCGGACAAUCUGUAUGUGCACCACGACAUCAUGCUGCCCGGAAUCCCGCUAUGCUUAGAAUGGCUCGAUCUCCCUGUUGGCAAGACCACCGAGAAGACACAAGGCAACUUUGUUGCUAUCGGAACUAUGGAGCCAGACAUUGAAAUCUGGGACCUGGAUGUUGUCGACUCGAUGUACCCCAAUGCCAUCCUGGGCCAAGGAGGCCAGAAUGACGAGUCCACGAAGAAGCAAAAGAAGAAGAAGGCCAAGGCAAACGAUGAGUAUCACAUUGACUCAGUACUUGCGCUCGCAGCCAACCGACAACACCGCAACCUCCUCGCCUCCGCCUCGGCCGACCGUACCGUCAAGCUCUGGGAUCUCAACACAGCCACCUGCGCCAAGUCCUACUCCCAUCACACCGACAAGGUCUGCUCGCUUGAUUGGCACCCUAAGGAGGCCACCGUUCUGUUGAGCGGUAGCUACGACCGCACCGUUGUUGCAGCAGACAUGCGUGCGCCCGACUCCCUGGCGCGUUGGGGCGUCGAUGCCGAUGUGGAGACUGUGCGCUGGGAUCCCCACGACCCUAACUUCUUUUACGUUACGACUGAUGCCGGAAUGGUCUAUCGCUACGAUGCCCGCCAUGUGCCUGCUUCUCCUGCCGAGUCCAAGCCUGUGUGGACCUUACAGGCGCACGAUUCUUCCGUCUCCUCGUUUGAUAUCCACGCAACUAUUCCCGGGUUCUUGGUUACCGGGUCCACCGAUAAGGAAGUCAAGCUGUGGAACGUCGAGAAUGACAAGCCUAGCUUGGUCGUUUCGCGUAAGCUGGAUGUCGGCAAGGUCUUCUCUACCAACUUUGCUCCUGAUGCCGAGGUGGGCUUCCGCAUUGCCGUGGCCGGUAGCAAGGGCACUGUGCAGGUCUGGGAUUCUUCCACCAACGGCGCUGUGCGCCGGACGUUUGCUUCCCGCUUGCCCGACUUGGAGGGCGACGUGGAAGAGCGCACCAUCGGUGUCAACAUUGAUGAUGAGGAGGAGUCUGAUGACGAGGGUGGUGAGGGAGGUGAGGCUGGUGGUCCUGAUGGCUGGGAGUCGAUGGAUGAGGAGUGA